AUGGCCGAGCGGCUCAGGCAAGAGGUCAAGAACAGGGCGGCACAGCGCCGCGCGGUGCACAGCUCCGGUGACUCUGUCUCGCCAACCAUCACGGCGGGACACGAGUUCGUCGUCGACGGGCGAGAAGAUCCGUCGACAAUGUUACACGAUAUUGAGGUUCCUGACGUAUCCACUAUUAGCACCUCUUCCGAGACACACAGCAGCGGGGCGGUGACGAGUCCGUCCUUCUCCCAGGGGGGUUUCUCCCAAGGAGAGGUGUCUCCUCCCCAGCAGCAGCGAGGGAAGGAUUGCAGCCGGGGUGGAAGGUAUGCUCGCGAGAGGGUCGCUUUCGGACGGUCGGACACCGUGCUUCUCACGUUCUACCUCGAGCAGCUGUUUCCAUUCCUGUUCCCCUUCUACAGACCUUCCCUACUCGAGGGAGGUAGAGCAUGGGUCCUGGAAAUGAUGAUCAGUAGCCCUGUCGUCCGACAGGCUGCCCUCUGCCAGAGCUCUUACUUCUUCUCACUGGCGCGGGAGUCGGAAGAUGGUAGCCGGGCCUGGGAGGCGAUGCUCCAGCAGACCGGGGACGUCUUUGGUGUACUGAGGGAGUCGUUACAAGUUAUUGAGGGCUCAGGGGUGAUAGAACACAUCCACGGCGCAGUGAGGAUCAUGUCGAGUAUCCUGCAAGUUCAACGCUUCGAAGUCGCCGUUCUGAGCUUCAGCAACUGCUGGGCACAUCUCAAUGCUGCUCGGGUCUUGUUCACGCAACUGCUCGAUGGUUCAAGCACGGCCCAGUCAUUGGAACCCAGUGCGCGUUUCAAGGAGGUGAUGGACAGGCUGGGGCCGCCGUCUUGGAUCGAGCCGGCCCAGCUUCCCAUCGUGAGUGCAGAGCAGGCUGCAUUUCACUUCUCCUCCGCGCUCUUGAUACUGGACGAUAUAAUUGCUAGUACUGUUCUCCAGGAGCAGCCUGCGCUUCUUGAGUACCACCACAGCCUUCUCUGUGGGGAUGUCAUGAUUGAGACGGCGAUCGACCUAGAGGCUGUGGUGGGUUGCCAGAACUGGGCCUUGUUACAGAUCGGUCAGGUCGCCGCUCUUGAUGCCUGGAAGCAGCGGUGUAAAAAUGCCGGAAGCUUGGACGUCAUGGAGCUCGUCGGCCGCGCCACAACUAUCAAAGAGACAUUAGAGGCCCACCUCAGACAGCUCGACAUAGACACGGAGCCCGUCCCCGCUGCCGUCGGCACCAGUCUUCUCGAUAUCUUCUCGUCGGCCCACGGGGGCCCAGGGGAGCACACACUCGCGACCGCAACUACCAGCCAGACCGGCUUAGCCACUCGUGUGUGGGCUCAUGCAGCGCUCGCCUACCUGUCCGUCGUCGUCUCCGGGUGGCAGCCAGCGAGCAAAGAUCCGGAUCCUUGA
Messenger RNA from Diaporthe batatas, 1395 nucleotides. RefSeq lists its product as uncharacterized. The coding region runs from base 1 to 1395 and encodes 464 amino acids. The transcript is spliced from 2 exons. Lineage: Eukaryota; Fungi; Ascomycota; Sordariomycetes; Diaporthales; Diaporthaceae. The record is from RefSeq and is a predicted model, not a curated record.